Molecule: messenger RNA, 1842 nt
Organism: Caenorhabditis sp. 36 PRJEB53466
Lineage: Eukaryota; Metazoa; Nematoda; Chromadorea; Rhabditida; Rhabditidae
Source: the annotation of a GenBank genome assembly
AUGUCGGAAACAGAUAAAACACAAGCUCCGGCGAAAACCGCUUCCAAACGCAAGCCAAAAACAGUUCCUGGAAUUGGUCUCCCAGCAGGUUCCGAUUAUCCCUAUCUUGAACAGAUCACGUCGGAGCCGUGCAACGAGAUGUUUUGUAGAAAAGAAGUUAUAAACGCUCUGGAAAUAGCCCAUAAUGGCUACAAUUUUUAUCGGCCGAAAGAGUCUGUUGUCUAUGCGAAGGAUCUCUCGGGAUAUUUUUACAAAUUGAACAACUCUACAAAGUGCUUUGAGUUUCUGUUUGAAUCAUUCAGAGACAGUACUGGUUAGUUUUUUGUUUCAAAAAUAUUACGAAUGAAAAGGUUGCAGAAAAGAAAAGAGAAAAGAUACGAUACCUUAAAUGCCUGAUGUUAUUUUCUUGCUUCCAGAUUUUACAAGAUUUGAGUUACCACCACAAGCUCCGUGGUUUGCUGGAUUCAAUUCUUACCAACAGCCAGUUUUCCCUCUCAAUGAUGAAGGGCGUCCAAUUCUUCCUAAAGACGACACGGGCGAAACUGUAAUUAAAGUUUGCUAGCAUGCAAUGUUUUACAAUACUAAUUGCAGAUCUACCCGCUAUACGACGACUUGCCUCUUUUCCCCGUAGAUGAUUCAGGUUGCGUUUGCGUUCCACUUGGAGAUGAUGGAAAACCGGCGUUUCCGAGAAUCCCAGAAGAGUUUGGUGCAUACGUGCCUUCCGACGUUAAUGGUUAGUCUUCAAAAAGUGCUGUUGAAUAUUGAAGUAAGAAACCAAACGAGUUCGUAACAACAUCAAAUAUUGUUUGACGUUUUAGACAUUUUCAAUUUCCACAUCGAAAAAAACGAUCUUCAAGAAAGGGGAUGUUCGGUCAUUCGGCGGUAGAAACAUUAUAUGUCGUCAUUCUAAAUUUUGGUUUCAGGCACAGUCGUUCUGCCGCUUGAUGAAAAAGACGAGCCGAUUUAUCCACGAGAUGCGGAAGGUAACGCGUUGAUGCCGUUCAUUAUCACAUAUACCGGAGGCCGUGAGAGAGCAUUGUACUACUCGAAAGGUAUGUGCUGAGUCGAACCUAACAAAAAUAACUGUUUUUCAGGUGUUCCAGUGAUCCCUUAUACCAAUGGAGAGCCUGCAUUCGUUGUUCAUGAAAAUGAAAUCCUGUUCCCGCAUGAAUACCAGCAAAAAAUGAUGAUGUUGGCACAGUCGGAGACAAGUGGCUCGGCUGGUGAUCGUAAUUCUGUGGUUGAUGAGCAAUUCUAUCAGCAACAUGCGACCCAAUAUCAAGCGCAACAAACGGACACGAUUCCGAUGCAAUUCCAUCAUCAGCAAUAUGCACAGUAUAAUCCAACUCCAAAAUCUGUUGCACAAAAUCUACUACAGAAGCAACUCUCUUUCAUGAAGAAAAAGGUGGAUGGUCAAAUCAAGCCGGCCAGUCCAGCUACAGUCGCAGUUUCAAGUUCUGCGGUUCCAGCAGAUCGUCCGAGCAAGCCGAACAAGGAGAAACAACGUGCCGAUAGAUACAUUCCGGAGCCAACAAGACGGUGUGUGAACUUAGUUUCCCGAUGGAUAAAAUUUAUUUUUUUAGAAUGGGUUCCAUGAAUGUUGCCCAUGGACGGAAUUCUCGAGAUAUCGAGCGGAGUCGGCCGUCUCGGGCGCGAUCUCGUUCGUUGACGUGGUCUCCAAUUGAUGACAAACGGAACCGUUCAAGAAAUGGCUCGGACACUCGUAAAAACAAUGACCAGAGGCGUCGCGAACGUUCUCCGCCGAAUUCGAAGUUCAAAGAUCGUAAGUAUUCGAAGGAGAGCCGCGACAAGAAGGAAAAAUACAGCAAUCAGAAAUAUUAA